Molecule: messenger RNA, 1321 nt
Organism: Acomys russatus (golden spiny mouse)
Lineage: Eukaryota; Metazoa; Chordata; Mammalia; Rodentia; Muridae
Gene: Actbl2
Product: actin beta like 2
Exons: 1
Coding region: 48-1178 (376 amino acids)
Biological process (GO): cell motility; axonogenesis
Cellular component (GO): cytoplasm; glutamatergic synapse; membrane
Molecular function (GO): protein kinase binding; nucleosomal DNA binding
Source: RefSeq, a predicted model, not a curated record
CCUACUUAACUUCUGUUCACCCACCUGGAAGAUCCUAACCAGCAACCAUGAUUGAUGAUGAGCUGUCGGCCUUGGUAGUAGAUAAUGGGUCAGGGAUGUGCAAGGCAGGUUUUGGGGGUGAUGAUGCCCCUAGGGCUGUGUUCCCCUCCAUGGUAGGACGUCCCCGGCACCAGGGGGUCAUGGUAGGCAUGGGCCAGAAGGACUGUUAUGUGGGAGAUGAGGCCCAGAGCAAGCGAGGCAUCUUGACCCUGAGGUAUCCCAUUGAGCAUGGAGUCGUCACCAACUGGGAUGAUAUGGAAAAGAUCUGGUACCACACGUUCUACAAUGAGCUCCGCGUAGCACCAGACGAGCAUCCAAUCCUUCUCACCGAGGCACCCCUCAACCCCAAGAUCAACCGGGAGAAGAUGACUCAGAUAAUGUUCGAGGCUUUCAACACGCCUGCCAUGUAUGUAGCUAUCCAAGCUGUGCUGUCCCUCUACGCUUCGGGAAGGACUACAGGUAUUGUGAUGGAUUCUGGGGAUGGGGUCACUCACACUGUGCCCAUCUACGAAGGUUACGCUCUGCCCCAUGCCAUUCUACGACUGGAUCUGGCAGGCAGAGACCUGACUGAUUACCUCAUGAAAAUCCUGACAGAACGAGGCUAUAACUUCACCACCACAGCUGAGCGCGAGAUCGUGCGGGAUGUGAAAGAAAAGCUGUGCUAUGUAGCCCUGGACUUUGAACAGGAAAUGGUCACUGCAGCUGCUUCUUCCUCACUUGAAAGAAGCUACGAGCUCCCUGAUGGGCAGGUGAUCACCAUUGGGAACGAACGUUUCCGAUGCCCGGAAGCCAUUUUCCAGCCUUCCUUUCUAGGCAUUGAAUCCAGUGGGAUCCAUGAGACAACCUUCAACUCCAUCAUGAAGUGCGAUGUGGAUAUCCGUAAGGAUUUAUACGCCAACACUGUGCUCUCUGGAGGCAGCACCAUGUACCCGGGCAUUGCCGACAGGAUGCAGAAGGAAAUUGUAACCUUGGCACCAAGCACCAUGAAAAUCAAGAUCAUAGCUCCCCCAGAACGCAAGUAUUCUGUUUGGAUUGGGGGCUCCAUCCUUGCCAGCCUGUCUACGUUCCAGCAGAUGUGGAUCAGCAAGCAGGAAUAUGACGAAGCUGGGCCUCCUAUUGUUCACAGGAAAUGCUUCUGAAUGGUCUUCCGUGUCACUUUUCCUAGGUCAUAACCAUAGCGCCCGCCUCACCCAGUAAGAUUAAGGUAAAUCGUUCACUUCCUAUUGAGUGCACAAGCCAGCCAAGCCACAUCUCCACUCGAGUAUCCUGGGCUAUGACAUAG